CAUUAGAAUUCAAUGAAAAUAGGGUGGUAAAAUCUGAUUCGAUUGUUUGUUUGCGGUUUUAUACUGAGUCGCUCUUUUUGUUUCUUUGUAUAAAAAGUGCGGUGGAAAUUUUCCCAUAACUUUUUGUAGAGAAGAAACGAAAGAAAUGACAUACUAUAUUGUAAUCGGUGAUAUGAUCAACUUUGGUGUAGAAUAAAAUUCAAGAUUCAACAAAAAGAACUUUGUGUAAAUAAUUUGAGACUGUGCUGUGAUGCAUUUAUACAGGGUCGAGAUGAAGAUAAUUGGGUUAAUAAUGCUUCUCAUAGCUGCUAGUAAUGCAAAGGAAGAUUUGGCUCUAAAGGAAAUAGCUAAAGGAAAUAAUGAAUUCACUGCCAGACUUCAUCAGGAAUUAAUAAAGACAAACACAGGGAACUUCAUAGUAAGUCCGCAGUCCAUCGAAACGAUCAUGGCUCUGACCUCCUUAGGAACAAAAGGCGAAACAGCUACUGAACUCCAGAAAGGUUUAAACCUGCCUUCGGACCCUCAGCAAAUCAAGGACCAGCACCGAGCGUUGCAAAAGUACAUGAUAAACGGUAGAUUUGUAACACUCACUUCGGUGAACAAGGUAUAUGUAGAGAAUGGAUUUGGAAUACAGCCAACAUUCCUAGAAACCGCAACCAAUGAUUUUGGUUCUGGCGUUGAAAAUGUCCAUUUUGGAGAAACUUCAGAGACGGCUACCAAAAUAAACGAAUGGGUGAAGAAUCAAACCAACGAUAAAAUAAAGGAUUUGAUCAGCCCAGAUAUGUUAGACGAAUUGACGAGGAUCGUCCUGGUGAACGCUCUUUAUUUCAAAGGACAAUGGCUGUAUCAAUUCAAGGAAGACGAGACCAAACCUGCUGAUUUUCAUAAAUCGAUAAAUGAAACCAUCCAAGUUGACACCAUGCAGACGACAGGAUUUUUGAGGUUUGCCGAGAAUGAAGAAUUAGGAGCAACAUUUGUUGAGCUUCCAUAUAGAGGAACACCCGCUGUUCUGUCCAUUGUUAUGCCAAAAGAAAUUGGUGGCCUUAGUUCUUUAGAAAAUAACUUACAUACCAUACUGAGAUUCCAGAAUUUCACCAAACAAAACAUCAAAGUAUUCCUACCCAAGUUCAAAGUUGAAUCUUCAUUCAACCUUGUGGAUACCCUACAAAAUUUGGGCGUCAAGAAAUUAUUCAAGAGCAAUGCUGAUUUGAGUGGAAUUUCACUUCAAGAAGGAUUACUAGUUUCUAAAGUUGUCCAGAAAGUAUUUAUGGAUUUAAAUGAGAAAGGAACUGAAGCUGCAGCAGCUACUGCAGUGAUUUCAAUGGCAAGGAGCGCAGGAUAUGGAAGAUUAGUGAGACAUAUAAUCAAAAUUGAUCGUCCAUUCCUGUUUUUCUUGAAACUGAAUGAAGUCGUUCUGUUUGGAGGUAGAAUAAGUGCCUUGUGAUUGGUAGAGUUUGUAAUGAUAUAACUGUGACAUCAGUGUAAAAUGAAAAUAAAUAAUCAAUAAACUAUUGAUCUAA
Harmonia axyridis is the source of this 1520-nucleotide messenger RNA. Its product is annotated as antichymotrypsin-2-like. The transcript has 6 exons. The record is from RefSeq and is a predicted model, not a curated record. Gene Ontology annotation, molecular function: serine-type endopeptidase inhibitor activity. The coding region runs from base 251 to 1444 and encodes 397 amino acids. Lineage: Eukaryota; Metazoa; Arthropoda; Insecta; Coleoptera; Coccinellidae.